Messenger RNA from Corylus avellana, 2301 nucleotides. Its product is annotated as multiple C2 domain and transmembrane region protein 5-like. The record is from RefSeq and is a predicted model, not a curated record. NCBI's taxonomy places the organism in Eukaryota, Viridiplantae, Streptophyta, Magnoliopsida, Fagales, Betulaceae.
AUGGCAAAGCCAAAAGAAGAUUUUUCUGUGAAGGAGACCUCGCCGAACAUCAGCGCCACGAAGGACACAAUGGGUCCCGCAAGGGCCUCCGAUCUGACAGAACAAAUGCACUUCUUGUUCGUGAAGAUCGUCAAAGCCAGGUAUCUGAUAGGCCUUGCUGACCCUUACGUUGAACUGAUGCUCGGCAACUACAAGGCCACCACUAAAUUCCUUGAGAAGAAGUCAAACCCUGAAUGGGAUCAAGUCUUUGCUUUUAAGAAAGAACGGAUUCAGGCUUCUGAAUUUGAGAUUGUAGUGAAGAACAGGGCUGACUUGUCCACUGAAAUCAUUGGUAAACUUUCCUUCACUAUUUCCGAGGCCCCUUUGCGUGUUCCACCCGACAGUCCAUUGGCGCCACAAUGGUAUCGAUUGGAGGACAAGAACAAGGUGAAGGUGAAGGCCGAGCUGAUGUUAUCUGUUUGGAUGGGGACUCAGACGGACGAGGCUUUUUCCAGUGCUUGGCAUUCGGAUUCGGCAGCUGUUGGUGGUGAUGGUAUUGUUCAUACGCGUUCCGAGCAAUAUUAUUCACCUAAGCUUUGGUAUCUUAGAGUUAAUGUGAUUGACGCGCAGGAUUUGGUACUUAGAGAUAAGAAUAGGGAAAUAUUUGUGAAGGCUACACUUGGGAAUUUGGUUUUUAAAACUAAGACGAUAUCACCAAAGAAUUAUGACAAGCACCCUACGUGGAAUGAGGAUAUCAUGUUUGUUGCAGCAGAACCUUUUGAUGAUGAUUUGGUUUUGAGUGUGGAGGAUAAGCUGCAGCCUAAUAGGGAGGAAAGUGUGUGUUUGGGGAGGUGUGUAAUUCCUUUGCUUGAUGUUGAGAAGAGGCUGGACAAUACUCCUGCCUCUAAUCAGUUUUAUAAUCUUGAAAGGCCUGGAGGAGGUGAAGAUCAAAAUCAGGUGAAGUUUGCUAGUAAGCUUAACAUGAGAAUUUCUUUGGAUGGUGGGUAUCAUGUUCUUGAUGAAUCCACACACUACAGCAGCGAUCUCAGGCCAACUGAGAAGCUAUUGUGGAGACCUGUCAUUGGAGUUUUUCAUCUGGGAAUCUUGAAUGCUACUGGGUUGCCGGCAAUGAAGCCGAAAGAGAAUAGAACAGAUGCUUAUUGUGUGGCUAAAUAUGGAUCAAGGUGGGAGAGGACAAGAACAAUAGUUGAUAGUUUUACUCCACAAUGGAACGAACAGUAUAGUUGGGAUGUUCAUGAUCUGUGUACUGUGCUUGUAAUUGGAGUUUUUGAUAAUGGUCAUGUACAAGUAGGAGAUUCACCAGCUCAAAGGGUAUUUUUACAUCAAAGAAUUGGGAAGGUGAGGAUUCGGCUAUCCACCCUUGCAACUAAUCGGAUCUACACACUUUCUUAUCCACUUUUAGUCUUACAACCUCGUGGGGCAAUGAAGAUGGGAGAGAUUCAAUUGGCUUUCAGGUUUUCUUGUUCGUCUUAUGUUAAUAUGCUACAUAGUUAUUCCAAACCGUUGCUUCCUAACAUGCACUACCUUAGCCCUCUGUCUGUGUUUCAGAUAGACAGUUUGAGGCACCAAGCUGCCUAUUUGAUUUCUUCGAGGUUGACUCGAGCCGAGCCGCCGCUAAUGAAGGAGGUUGUUGAGUAUAUGCUUGAUGUUGGAUCACAAAUGUGGAGCAUACGGAAAGGCAAAGCCAAUUAUGAUAGAGUCACUGAUCUUUUGAAUGGUUUUGUAGCUGUUAUCAAAGGGUUUGAGCAGAUACGCAAUUGGAGAAAUACUGGUGUAACCGUUAUGGUUCACAUCUUAUUCUGGCUUGUGGUUUUCUUUGACGAAUUGAUAUUUCCGAUAAUGUUUGUUUUGCUAUUCUUGGCUGGGAUUUGGCGGCACAGAAAGAGGCCAAGAAAUCCUCCUCACUUGGAUACCAAGUUGUCUCGUGCUGACACAACAAAUGAGGAAGAAUUGGAUGAAGAAUUUGAUACAUUUCCAUCGAAGAAGACGGGUGAAGUUGUUAGAAGGAGAUAUGAUCGAUUGAGAAGCAUUGGUGGGAGGAUGCAGACGGUGCUUGGUGACUUGGCAACUCAAGGGGAGAGGGCUCAGUCACUGCUUAGCUGGCAGGAUCCGAGAGCCACAGCUAUCUUUGUAUGUUUCAGUUUGAUUGCUGCGAUUCUCACAUAUAUCAUUCCUAACAGAUUUAUGAUUUUUCUUGCGGGGAUUUAUGUGCUAAGGCAUCCAAGAUUCCGUAUUGAUCUUCCUUCGGUGCCCCAUAACUUCUUUAGAAGGCUGCCUGCAAAAACAGAUAGCAUGUUUUGA